UGCUGACACUCCGACCAGGACGAAGAAGAUGACUAUAUUAUGCAGUUCGGCACCAAGAAGAGGAAGCGGGAUGCGGACUACACAAGCUCUGAUGAAGCCGACGACUCCUCUGUAGAUGACGACGAGCUUGAAAACCUUCGCGGCACACGCCGUAGACGAGGCCUGAUUGAUGACUACCUGGAGAUUGGAAAUGGUCGGCGUAGCACCAGGGCGAGCACGCGCGCCAGCUCGCAUCUCGUUUCUAGCGAGGGCGAACACGGAGCAGAGACAGGACGGGGCAGGCGCCUUCGGCCCAGAGCCAGCCUUGCUCUCAAUCAGGGCUUCCAGUACGACGACAGAGACGAGCUCCAGGACUCGGACGGAGAGACGAACGAUCCCACAUUUGCCUUUGUGCAAUCUGAUAUUGUCAAGACGAGGCGAAGGCGCCUGAGGAAGGGAACCGCGACGGUGCGACGGUCAGCACCGGUCUCGUCGCUGGGCGGAGACUCGGAUAUCGAGUUUGAGCCUCGUCGUCGCUCAUCGCGCGCCAACAGGAAUACCAGAGCCAUGGCCGACAACUUCCUCGAGGAUGACGACACCUUCUACGUCGAAGAAGAUAGGACCUCCGCUACGCCCAAAGUCGUCGGCAUGCGUGAGGUUUUCCAGGCGGCCUCGUAUGACUUUAAGGAAGCUCAUCAGACCGUGUGCGAUUCAUGCGGCUUUGACGAGAGGAAGGGGCCUCUGAUCGGCUGCCAGGGUUGUUCUAACUCGUACCACAAGGCAUGCCUUGGCGUCCGCAGUGUUCGAGACCACCGUGUCACAAAGGUCGCAGAGGACUCGUUCGUCUUGCAGUGCCGGUUCUGCGUCGGCAUUUACAAGCAGAAGGACCCCCGGGCUCCCAGGCACGACGUCUGCCAAGCGUGCUACGGAAAGAAUCCGUCUUGCGUGCCUUUUUCGGAAAAGAAAACGCCCAAGCAGGAGGAAGCACUGCGCAUUGAGAACGGCGGUGUGGACCCAAUCACCCCCGUUGACCCGAAACUCGUCAACAACCCCGAGAAUGUCUUCUUUCGCUGCGGCCGCUGCCGUCGUGCGUGGCAUUACGAACACCUCCCGCAUCCGAACAAGUCCCGGGAUCCCGUCUUCGACGAUCCCUUGAACCUGCGCAAGCAUCGUCUCCAGGAGUACCAAAUCUCCUGGAUGUGCAAGGCCUGCCAGGACACGGAGGAGGAAAAAGUCGACAAGCUGGUGGCAUGGCGCCCGCGCGAACCCAGGUUGUACAAAAAGGACCAGCCGAUAACCGACUACAACGAGGAACAUCUGGAGUAUCUGGUCAAGUGGGAGAAUAAAUCGUACAACCACUGCAUCUGGAUGCCCGGAGCCUGGGUCCACGGCGUUGUCAGCGCAAUCAUGAGGCAGGCUUUCGUCAAGCGCACGUUUGGGAACGAUUCAGACGAGGCUGUUGAUGGCGAAAGGCAGCACGUCGACUCGCUCCUUCGGUGGACCGAGAAGGAGGCGAUACAUGACUCCUGGAUCACCCCCGACAUCAUCCUCGAUGUUCAUUACGCCCCGAGGACGCGCGAGGCCGAGAAGAAGUACAGGGCCAAGUCCGUCAAAGAUAAGUUUGAAGACGACCUGAGCCGGAUUCACCACGUCAUCAAGAUCUAUGUCAAAUUCGAGGGCCUGGGGUAUGAUGACGCCGUCUGGGACACCCCGCCGGCUCCCGACACGGGGCCGAUCUACGACGCCUUCUGCGAGGCCUAUCGCGAGUUCCUCAACGGUAGGCACUUUCAGUCGGAGCCGUGGAAGAACAUGGUGGCGCGGAUCGACGAGUUCCGCCAGCGUGACUUUUGCGCCGACAUCGAGGUCAAGCAGCAACCAAAAGGGCUGCAGCGGGGCAAGCUUAUGCAGUAUCAGCUUGACGGCCUCAACUGGAUGCUUUAUAACUUUCGUGAGGAGCGCAGCGUCAUCCUCGCUGACGAGAUGGGCCUUGGCAAGACCGUCCAGGUCGUCGCCCUCCUCUCCAGCUUCAUCCAGGAUAACCCGAGAGUAUGGCCAUUCUUGAUCGUCGUCCCCAACGCGACAUGCGCAAACUGGCGUCGGGAGAUCAAGAAGUGGGCUCCCGACCUCAGGGUCGUGGCCUACUAUGGCGGGAGAGUCUCCCAGAGGCUUGCCCUGGACUAUGAGCUCUUUCCGAACGGGCCGCGGGAAAUGAAGGCGCACGUUGUCAUCAUGUCUUACGAAUCGGCCAAGGACAAUGAGACGCGCUCUCGUUUCGGCAACACGAAGUGGGCGGGCUUGGUCGUCGACGAGGCCCAAGCUCUCAAGAACGACGAGAACACGUUAUACAGAGCCCUCCAGGCCCUGCGCAUCCCGUUCAAGUUGCUGCUUACCGGGACGCCUUUGCAAAACAACAAGCGCGAGCUGUUCAACCUCCUGCAGUUCAUCGACCCGUCCUUCCGGGCCGAGGAGCUUGACCAGCAAUUCGCUCAGAUCACGUCGGAGAACCUGCCCGAGUUGCACAGUCUGAUCCGGCCUUAUUUCCUUCGCCGGACAAAGGCCGAGGUCCUCACCUUCCUUCCUCCGAUGGCGCAGAUCAUCCUCCCAGUGAGCAUGACCGUCUUGCAGGAGCGCCUGUGCAAGUCGAUCAUGCAACGGAACCCGGAGCUCAUCCGGUCCGUCUUCGUCCAGGGCAAACUCAAGGCCAACGAGAGGGCCGGUCUGAGUAACAUCCUCAUGCAGCUGCGCAAGUGCCUGUGCCACCCGUUCAUUUAUAGCCAGGCCAUCGAGGACCGGGGCGCCCCCCCGGAGGUGGCGCGCCGUAAUCUGAUUGAAGCCUCGUCCAAGCUUAUGCUGCUCGAGAUUAUGCUGCCGAAGCUGAAGGAGCGCGGUCACCGAGUGCUUCUGUUCAGCCAGUUCUUGGACCAGCUCACAAUCUUGGAGGACUUCUUGGCUGGCUUGGGCCUCCGGCAUGAGCGUCUCGACGGCCGUCAGUCGAGUAUGGAGAAGCAGAAAAAGAUCGACGCCUUUAACGCGCCCGACUCGGACAUCUUCGCCAUGCUGCUCUCCACGCGAGCAGGCGGCGUGGGUAUCAACCUGGCUACCGCGGACACGGUGAUCAUCCUGGACCCUGACUGGAACCCGCACCAAGAUAUCCAGGCGCUGUCGCGCGCUCACCGCAUCGGGCAGCGCAAGAAGGUGCUCUGCUUCCAGCUGAUGACGGUGGGCUCGGCCGAGGAGAAGAUUCUCCAGAUUGGUAGGAAGAAGCUCGCUUUGGACCAUCUGCUCAUUGAAACCAUGGACAAUGAGGAGGAUGCUCCGAACGACGUUGAGUCGGUUCUCAAGCACGGCGCGGCCGCCCUAUUUGGCGAGGGUAAGAAGAAAGAAACCAUCACCUACGACUCGGCCGCCGUCGAUAAGCUCCUGGACCGCUCCAUGAUCGAGGAGACCAAGACCGGAGACGACAAGUCGGCGGAAUCUGCCUUUGCCUUUGCCCGCAUCUGGGCCAACGACGAGGGCACGCUUGCAGAGGAGCUGCAGGAGGAGACCGAGCAGACUAUCAACAUGAGCGUCUGGGACCAGAUCUUACAGCAGCGCGCGGAGGAGGCUCGGCGUGAGGCGGAGCGCAACAUGGAGAAGCUCGGCCGGGGCGGCCGUCGCCGCGGAGCUGCCAACUAUACGGGCCCCCGAUUCGAGUUCGACGAGGCUCAGGAAGCUGCCGCAGCUGCAGAGAGCGAUCGGGGCUCCGUCGACGGCGAUUUUGUCGGCAGCGAUAAGAGCGAGCCCGAGUCCACCGACGAGGACACUGUGCGGUCGGGUGAGUCUAGCAGAACUAACAUGCGGAAUCCAGGCAGACAAGACUCCGAAUCACUCGACGCCCGGGCCGCGAUCAAGAAGAUCCGCGACUCCCGCUACUCCCGCGAGUACUCCCGCGAACCCCGGAACCCCAAAGUCAAGGGGCCAGAAGCCACAACCACUGCGGUCCUCCGGCCGCCGCCAGCCGAAGACACCGACGAAAACAACAAGGCCCUCGCCCAGAAACCCCCCGGCAAAAGGGGUCGGCCGCGCAAACACCCAGAGCCGGCGGGCCAACACCAAGCUACCACUGCCCCCGCUCGAGCUGGUGCCGCAGGACCAGGGGCAGGAACAGGAACAGCAUCAGCAGGAACACUGGCAGGACAUCCAGCCACCGGCAGACGCAACCCAAGCCAGAACAAGCUCAUCCGAAAAACCCUGCCAGGUGAAGGCAUCGCCUGGACCGUCGACGAUGUGAAGGUCGACCCAGGCCGGCGCUCAUCAGUUCCUCCUCCCAGACCAAUCAUCCAAAGUACUACCCCCAUCCCUGUCCCCAAGAUCCCCUCCUACACUCCUAUCGCAACUUCUGUUGCUUCCCCUCUUUUUUCGAAUCCAGCAGCAGCACCGGCAGCGGUUCCAGUCCACAGCAUACCGCCGCCGCCGCCGCCGCCGCCAGCACCUGCACCAGCAGGGCCCUCCUCCAUCGCGCCGGUUGAAGCCCAGAUGCAGUUCCAGGCCUGCUUUGUGUGCCGAUACACGCACCCGACGACGUGGGAGUGCCCGGAGAUGCGGUCAGAGGUGCAUCUGCGGUUGCUCCUGGACCAGCUCAAGAGCGUGUCGGGACCAGUCGCGGGCGAGGAGGGCGCGGGCGCGGGCACGGUGGCAACGGCGGCGCUCGUGGCCCAGCAGAGGAGGGCGUUCGUGUUGGAAAAGCUGAGGCAGAUCAAGGCAGAGCAGGUGGCUGCUGCUAGUAGUGGUCAUUGAUCGUUAAGGGGUGUGAGGUAGGGGAGGAACAAGGUGGGAGUCAAGGCUGGGUUGAGUGGGCGGAUGUGGUGGAGGCCGUAAACGGUUUACGGUCACAUGCGGAAGGCGUCGACUUCCUUUUUUUUUAAUAUGAAGAAAAGGAAUUGCUUAGGGAGAAGUUUCGGGAAACGAGAGCAGAUCUCCUCUUUCUGCAUCGGCGGGCGCCGGGAUACCAU
Thermothelomyces thermophilus ATCC 42464 is the source of this 4970-nucleotide messenger RNA. RefSeq lists its product as uncharacterized. Gene Ontology annotation, molecular function: ATP binding; histone binding; ATP-dependent chromatin remodeler activity. Gene Ontology annotation, biological process: negative regulation of transcription by RNA polymerase II; chromatin remodeling. Gene Ontology annotation, cellular component: chromatin; nucleus. The transcript has 3 exons. The record is from RefSeq and is a predicted model, not a curated record. Bases 40 to 4755 code for a protein of 1571 amino acids. Lineage: Eukaryota; Fungi; Ascomycota; Sordariomycetes; Sordariales; Chaetomiaceae.